Molecule: messenger RNA, 417 nt
Organism: Paramecium pentaurelia
Lineage: Eukaryota; Ciliophora; Oligohymenophorea; Peniculida; Parameciidae
Source: the annotation of a GenBank genome assembly
AUGGGUAACAUAUGUAAGUCAUAGAAAGAUACUGAAUUCGAGGAAGCUUAAUAAUUGUCAUUAGUCACCAUAGAAACUGGAAUUCAAAGCAUAAACUCAACUAUCUAAGCUAAUAGUCAGCAAUUAAAAUUGAACAAAGAAUCUCCAUAGGAUGGUGUCUAAAUCUCUAAUAUCUAAGUGAUAAUGAUUAAACCAAGAAAUGAGGAAGAGGGAAUUCAAAUCAUGAGAGAUUUACUAUAAUUUGGAAACAAAAUAAUAAUUAUCCCUAAAGCGACAGAUGAAAGUCCAAAUGUGAGUGCAAAAUCCUUAUUCAAGAAGGGGAUAUUAAAAAACAAAGGAACUCCUAUACCAAAAUUUUAACCUCAUUCCUGUAAAUAGUAGAAAAUGGAUAAAUAUCUAAGGUUUGAAAAAAAAUGA